This is a messenger RNA of Osmia lignaria (orchard mason bee), 2739 nucleotides long. The record is from RefSeq and is a predicted model, not a curated record. Lineage: Eukaryota; Metazoa; Arthropoda; Insecta; Hymenoptera; Megachilidae.
UAGAGAUUUUCAGAGAUAAUUAUUAUUGUUCACUAUAUCCUCCUAAUGAAAUACACAGAUAAUUAUCAAUAUGAGGAGUACGUAACACGAACCAUCAAGGUAUUAAUUAGCGGACUGAAAAGAGAAACGUGACAAUAGAUACGAAGACUUCAGCAAUUUCCAACUCAAAAAAGAAAAAUAUAAUUUUUUAAAUGAAAAGCUUUUGUAUACUUUUCCUAAUUAAAUAGUACGAACAAUGUCUCUCAUUUGACUAAACUUCCAAGCUAUAUUCAUUCACCUGUACACUUUCAAAGAGAUUUAUUUGCCAACCGUUUCAUUGUUUUAUUCCAACUUCCCCAUCGCAAGCUUCUAACGAAAAAGACACAUAAAUUUGUUGGCAACGUUUCCACUGGACGAAAUUCUCCUCCAUGGAUUAAUACUCCGUAAAACAAAGUAAAUUUCGACGAAAUAUUCGCAGAGGUAGGAACGUUUUUCUUUAUCUUCUGCAGAUGGCGAUUAUUCUAAACACGUCGUUUGUCGAUGUGGGAGGAAACGAGGACGACGAGAACGACAGAUACGUUCCUUACGAUCAACGACCGGAAACAUACAUCGUACCUGUGGUAUUCUUAUUAAUCCUCGUGGUGGGUGUAACGGGAAACGGGAUUCUGGUGCUCACCCUUUUACGCCAUGCCAACAUGAGAAACGUCCCGAACACUUAUAUGCUCUCCUUGGCCCUAGGAGAUCUUCUGGUGAUCGUGACGUGUGUACCGUUUACCUCGAUCCUCUACACGAUCGAGUCAUGGCCGUGGGGUCUGGCAGUUUGCAAAUUAUCGGAGUGCGCCAAGGAUAUUUCGAUCGGUGUCUCAGUUUUCACUCUGACCGCGUUAUCAGCCGAGAGGUAUUGCGCGAUUGUGAAUCCAAUACGACGACACGUAGCAGGGCUGAGCGCGAAACCAUUAACGAUACUAACAGCCUCCCUUAUUUGGGUGCUGGCAAUUAUUCUAGCGAUGCCAGCUGCUCUUUUCUCUCACGUGCCGACCGUACCUUUACAGGGUAACCACAGUAUCCUGAUUUGCAGUCCAUUUCCCGAAGAAUUCGGGAAAAGCUAUCAAAGAGGAAUGGUGAUGUUCAAGUUCCUGGUAUAUUAUGCGAUACCGCUGUGCGUGAUAGCGGGAUUUUAUCUGGGAAUGGCACGACACCUCGAGCUAUCCACCAGGAACAUGCCUGGAGAAUUGUCCUGUGAUAGUCAUCGUAUGGAGCAAAUUAAAGCGCGCAAAAAGGUGGGAAAGAUGGUGAUAGCCUUCGUAAUUAUCUUCGUCAUUUGCUUUCUACCCUAUCACACGUUCAUGCUGUGGUUCCACUUUUACCCGUCGUCCGAAGACGACUACGACGACUUUUGGCACGCGUUCAGGAUCCUCGGAUUCUGUCUGAGCUUCGUCAACAGUUGCGUGAAUCCGAUAGCUCUGUACUUUGUCAGUGGGACAUUUCGAAAGAGGUUCAACGAAUAUCUUUGCUGUCGUCUGUCGAGGAGAACCCUGAGUGUCUGCCGAACGGAAACGGAUAGUUGGGAGAAGUAUGGAAAUCGAGGCGCGAAUUAUUCUCAAAGAAGACGAACGCGUGGCGAGGGCACUCUUUACGAGACCAGCUUCGGUUCCACGAUCCGAAGGCACACGCAGGAACUGAAUUCAACAGCAGUUUACGAGCUCGGAAACGAAGAGUCCACAGGACCCACCUUUAAAAUGCUUCUUUCAUUCGCACAGGCACCCUGUUUGGCGGAUGACACCGGCGACAAUAAGAAAGUGAAAACAAACGAGGAGCCAAACGCGAGAGAGUAUCUGCAAUUGGCGUUGGCCAGAGUGCUGGAGCUGCAACGAGAGAUCAAAGAAGGAACAUACACAACGGACCACACCAACGACCUCGGUGAAUCGGGCAGCGAGGAGGAUUUAACGAAGGAAGUUCUGAGGAAAGUUUUCGAGAAUCUGCCUGGAACACCCGACUCGGUUCGAACCAUCAUCGACAAAGUGUCAAAGCCGAAGGAUUCCCAGCUCGACGCGAUCUAUGGUAAAAGGAUUCAACUUUUGGGUUACGACACGUGCCGUCGAGCAGCUGUAGACUUCAUGAAAAAUGCAGUACGGGAAACGAGGAAGGAUCCCUCGUCGAAAACAUUCCCCUCGAAUUAUCCUGGAUUUCGUUUGGGUACUUAUUCCAGAAACGAGCCGAGAAUCGCUCAUCGGCGAACUGGUUUGCUGAAAAGUUCUCACAAGAAGGAAAUUGGCUCAUCUUACGAUCAGGAAAUCCGUGACAGGAUGUUGAAAAGCUUGGAUCUCCAUUUGGCUAACAAACAGAGGGAUUACACCGCGCAAUUGAUGAGAUCCCCUAUAUAGUUUUCGUAAAUCAAUUAAUCAUAAUUGCAGCGUUUAUAAUUAACCGCAACGUUGGGAUGCUCUUUUCAAUUAAUUCUAGUCAGACUUGUCAACAGUCGUACCUCUCUUAAGAAUCGCUCUAGUCAUACACAUGAGUCAUUAAGUAUUAAUAACAAGAAUAUCUAGCUGCAAAUUAUUUUUCUACAAAUACAGGUGCGCCCAAGAGUGUCGUGUGCUACUUAGGAACUUUGUACCAAAUGAAAUAUAUUGCGCGAAUGACGAUUUAUAUUUAUUCAGGAAAGGUAUAAAUAGAGAAGGCUGCGAUCUUUUGUAAAAAAAGAAAAACGUUUAUUCUUAAUGUACAAUUAAAAAAAAAAAAAGAGAAAAAAGAACAAAA